Acanthosepion pharaonis is the source of this 606-nucleotide messenger RNA. Lineage: Eukaryota; Metazoa; Mollusca; Cephalopoda; Sepiida; Sepiidae. The record is from the annotation of a GenBank genome assembly.
AUGUUGCUUUGCCCUUCUCUCUCUCUCUCUCUCUCUUGCUUUGUUCUUUCUUUCCUUCUUUUUCUUCAGUUUACUCUUCCUUUUAUUAAAUUUCUUUCGUUCGUUCUUUUGUUCCGGUUUAGUCUUUCUUUCUUUAUUUAUUUAUUUAUUUAUUUUUCUCCAGUCUGCUCUUUCUUUCAUUAUCUUCCUUUCUCUAUCUUUCUUUCUUUUAUGCCAGUCUAUUUUUUCAAUUUUGUUUGUUUGUUUGUUUGUUUGUUUGUUGCUUUCUUUCUUUCUUUCUUUCUUUCUUUCUUUCUUUCUUUCUUUCUUUCUUCUGUCCGUCCUUACUUUCUUUUUCUCCAGUCUGCUUUUUCUUUCAUUAUCUUUCUUUUUCUAUCUUUCUUUCUUUUGUUCCAAUCUAGUCUUUCUUUCAAUUUGGCUCUUUCUUUCUUUCUUUCUUUCUUUCUUUCUUUCUUUCUUUCUUUCUUUUCGCAACCUUUUCCUCUAUUCUUUCUUUCUUGCAAAUGUCUUCCUUUUCUUUUACGCAAUGAGAUAUUUCAGUGCCUUCUCUGCUCCAAAGUUGAAAACACUUCAGGUUAUUUUUGUUCAAAUGACUCUUGUGUAUAA